Rattus rattus (black rat) is the source of this 903-nucleotide messenger RNA. RefSeq names its product lymphocyte antigen 6 family member G6F (gene Ly6g6f). Bases 1 to 903 code for a protein of 300 amino acids. The record is from RefSeq and is a predicted model, not a curated record. The transcript has 6 exons. NCBI's taxonomy places the organism in Eukaryota, Metazoa, Chordata, Mammalia, Rodentia, Muridae.
AUGGCGAUGGUAGUAUUCCUCCUCCUGUACUUGUGCGGGCACCCUCAGGCUGCUGCAGACAACAUCCAGACCCUCUAUGUACCCUCAGGGGAGUCCAUGGAGAUGCCGUGCCCUUCACCCCCCUCCCUACUUGGGGGCCAACUUCUAACUUGGUUCCGCAGCCCCGUAUCAGGCUCCUCCACCAUCUUGGUGGCCCAGGUCCAAGUAGACAGGCCAAUCUCAGACCUUGGGAAAGCUGAACCUGACUCCAGGUUCAAAGUCCUUGGAAAUUAUUCCCUGUGGCUGGAGGGGUCCAGAGAUGAAGACGCAGGACGGUACUGGUGUACUGUGAUGGACCAGAACCAUAAGUACCAGAACUGGAGGGUGUAUGAUGUCUCUGUGCUCAAAGGAUCCCAGUUCUCAGUGAAGUCUCCAGACGGUCUCUCUUGCUCUGCCCUCCUGUGCUCUGUGGUCCCCGCCAGGCGUCUGGACUCCGUGACCUGGCUAGAGGGAAGGAAUCCUGUGAGAGGACAUGCCCAGUACUUCUGGGGAGAAGGGGCCGCCCUGCUCUUGGUGUGCCCUACAGAGGGGGUUCCUGAGACCAGGAGCCGUAGGCCGAGGAACAUUCGCUGCCUUAUGCCACAGAACAAAAGAUUCAGCUUUAGCGUGGCAGCUCCUGCAGAAUCCCCUCCCACUGUUUGUGCCCCUCUCCCGAGCUGGGAUGUGUCCUGGAUACUGAUGCUGUUGUUCGCAGCAGGCCAAGGGGUCACCAUCAUAGCCCUCAGCAUAGUGACCUGGAGGCGUCGGAGGGCCCAGGGGACUCAGGACAGAGAACCCUCGAUUCCCCAUUUCAAGCCUGAAGUUCAGGUCUAUGAGAACAUCCACUUGGCCCGCCUUAGCCCACCCACCCACAAGACCAGGUGA